GAUAUGAACUUUGCCAUCGCCCGGACUCGUUGCGGCUCAAACGGUUCGAUCUUCUUCUCGUGCCUAUCGACGAUGUCUUCCGCAGACGAGACUUCACCGUUGAGCCAGGGCAUGUUGACGUCUGGCCUAGUGCUGAGGAUCAUUGGUGUGAUCUGCGCGCAUUACGUUCUUUGGUUCUUGUACAGACUGUACGUGGUGCGCUCUCUCUUUAGAAGCGUCGCAAGGGACUAUGGAGUCCCAAUCCUUCCACACUCCUUCUUGAUGGGUCAUCUGAUCGAAGUUGGAAAGCUCGUUCAGAGCCUUCCGCCCAACACGUCGGGCAUGUACUUCCCCCUCAUGUUUGCUCGAAAGUACCCCGAGAUGUUCAAAGAAGGGGUCGUGUACCUCGACACCUGGCCCUUCGGUCCGCCCAUGAUGGCAGUCAUCCAUCCCGACAUGAUGGCGCAAUUCACCCAGGAGAAGUCCAUGCCCAAGUACGAACUGAUGAAGUGGGAAUUCGCUCCUCUGACCGGACUCAACGACCUGGUGAAUCAGGAAGGCCAGGUGUGGAAGAUGUGGCGCGGCAUCUUCAAUCCUGGCUUCUCGCUGAGGAACAUUCUGUCCUUUGUGCCCGAGAUCAUCGAGGAGGUGGAAGUCUUUAAGGAACGGCUGAGAGAGCUGGCAGCCAGCGGCGGCGCCGUCGCCGAAUUCGAGCAGCCCGCCAUGAAGCUGACGAUGGACGUGAUAGGGAGGGUGACGCUAAACACCAGGAUGUGUGUCCAGACGACGAACAAUCCCAUGUAUGAUUCCCUGAGAGCCCUCCUCAAGUGGCUCAUCACCGACCAUAGUCCCGCCAACAUGCUCAAGGCGAUCAAUCCUGCCCGACCACUCAUCAUCUGGUACCACAACCGCGUGAUGAACAAUUACUUGAAACCCUUCAUCCAGCAAGCCAUGUCCAGCAGCACCAGCGGCUCUGAAAACCGCAAGACAAUCGUCAGCCUCGCAGCCAAGGCGUUCAGGGACGCGAAAAAGGCCUCGGCGGCCGCCACCGCCGAAAACGAAGACAAGGACGACGACGACGACGGUGUCGCCUUUCUCGACAUGGCCAUCUCCCAAAUGAAGAUGUUCCUCUUCGCCGGGCACGAGACCACCGCGGUGACGCUCAACUAUGCUUACCACCUCCUGCACAGCAACCCGGACGCGCUGCGCAGGAUCCGAGCGGAGCACGACGAGGUGUUGGGGCCGAACCGAGACCGCGCCGCCGAGAGGCUGGUGGAGAAGCCGCAGCUGCUCAACGCCUUGCCGUACACGUCGGCCGUCAUCAAGGAGACGCUGCGGCUGUACGCGCCCGUCGGCAGCAUCCGGCAGGGCAGCAAGGACCUGGUCCUCACCCACCCGGAGACGGGCAGGCGGUACCCGACCGACGGCUUCAUGCUGUACAGCAACUCGAUGGGCUCGCACCGGUGGGGGGCGAACUGCGGCGACCCGGACGCCUUCCGGCCGGACCGCUGGCUCGCCGACGCGCCGCCCAUGCGCAGGCACGCCUACCGCCCCUUCGAGCUGGGCCCCAGGAACUGCAUCGGCCAGGAGCUCGCCCAGCUCGAGCUGCGGACGAUCCUGGCGCUGACGCUGAGGGACUUCGACGUCGAGACCGCCCUCGACCCGGACGGGCCCUCGGUGUUCGGCGACGUGUGCUACCAGUCCUUCACGUCCAACGACCAGACCGGCAAGCCCGUGGGCGGCGCGCCUUUCCGCGUCAGGCUGCGAAGAUGACGGGCUGGGCCUUUGAGCAGCACGCGUGCCGGAGGCGGUUCGAUCCUGCACGUUCGCGAGCUGGCCGGCCGGUCCGAGAAAGAGUUAUCAAGAAGGCUGGAUCUCCUACUGCUUGCCGAUUGGUAGGUCUGUUGAUAGCGUACGUUCCUCCUCUGGAAUAAUAGAAAAGGGACGUGUCGACGCCGCCGCCGCCAUCGUCGUCUUGCGACCACUUGCUGUUUCUGUUCUUUCACGUCGUACAGAGGGGGGAAAGGGGGGUUAUAAAAUCGUCCAACAAUUGGCCAGGUCCUCCUGACUGGCGACGCAUGUGCUCAAGGGGGCCGAAGUCUGAUCUUACAAAGGGGGCUUUCUUUUUCAUUUUGAUUCCGAAUAGCUUCAUGUACCGUCUAGUUUUCCGCUAUCCUGGCCUCGGACGCAGCGUCGAAACCCUACAAGAAAACAGUUUCCCGCAGGUGUUAAAAAAAAAAAGGAAACCCAACGUACACACAC
This is a messenger RNA of Verruconis gallopava, 2241 nucleotides long. RefSeq lists its product as uncharacterized. Gene Ontology annotation, molecular function: iron ion binding; monooxygenase activity; heme binding. The transcript has 3 exons. NCBI's taxonomy places the organism in Eukaryota, Fungi, Ascomycota, Dothideomycetes, Venturiales, Sympoventuriaceae. The coding region runs from base 4 to 1752 and encodes 582 amino acids. The record is from RefSeq and is a predicted model, not a curated record.